This is a messenger RNA of Pseudomassariella vexata, 1855 nucleotides long. Its product is annotated as thymidylate kinase-domain-containing protein. Gene Ontology annotation, molecular function: dTMP kinase activity; ATP binding. The transcript is spliced from 3 exons. Gene Ontology annotation, biological process: dTDP biosynthetic process; dUDP biosynthetic process; dTTP biosynthetic process. Lineage: Eukaryota; Fungi; Ascomycota; Sordariomycetes; Amphisphaeriales; Pseudomassariaceae. The coding region runs from base 397 to 1593 and encodes 398 amino acids. Gene Ontology annotation, cellular component: cytoplasm; cytosol; nucleus. The record is from RefSeq and is a predicted model, not a curated record.
UCUAUCUCGUGAACUAUUUUGGCUAUACCCAAGAAUCAGCUCGACUAAAGCAUAGCAGAGGUUUGUUAGCCCCAAUAGAACCAGAUUGGCGCUUCCAAACAGACGCACGUGAUUGGGGCUUCAACGCGUAAAGUCGCGAUGGGACGUGGUGGUCCUUCUCAGACAAUGCCACCGAAAACGAAACGAUCUAUCGCUGUUCGACUUUGAUGUCCAACUGAUCCUUCAUCCUUUUGUACGUGUAACAACCCAUACUCGUCCCAAUUCGCGCACAAUUAGCCAUUACAAGGAUUCGCAUUCUAGGUAGAGGUAAAUUUGGCAUUCAUUCAUCAUCAAUCUCAUAUUCAUUAAGUCAUCUACGCAAUUUCCCAGACGUAUUGACGCACUGAUUCGGCAAAUAUGGCAUCCAUCAAUGAUCUGGCCGCUGCAGCAACGAUAGCGUCGUCAGCGGUUGCCUUACAAUCUUCGCCCACCCAGCAAGCUACCCAACCCGCAUCGGCAUCCGCGGCAGGGUCUGCAACAACCCCAUCAUCGCCUCCAUCUGCGCCGCCACUCAUAUUCUCGGCAGAUUCCACGUCCCUUCCAGGUGCUGCUGCAUUAAUAUCUACACCACCAGGGUCCACACCUCUAACAUCAGCCCAAGGACCACCACCUGCACCAAUGCCCGGAUCAAUCUCUUCAACAUCCACCACCCCCGUGCUGGCCGCACCCCAAAUAUCGCCCCAGAAUCCGGCCCAGGCCAUGAUCCCGGCUCCACCACCGGCCCUUGUCUCUCAUGAAGCCGAGGAUGGCGAGCCCAUGACCGUGGAUUUGGAUGGGGCCACGGGCCCCGGCGCCGACGCAGUAGCACCCCCGCAGAAGAAGCCCGUGAGAGGCGCCUUUGUCGUAUUUGAGGGCAUGGAUCGAGCUGGGAAGACGACACAGGCCAAGUUGCUGCAGCAGAGAUGCAUUGAGGAGGGGAGGAAUGUCAAGUUCAUGCGCUUCCCUGACAGAACAACGCCCAUAGGCCAGAUGAUCGACAACUAUCUCAAAGGCCAGGCCGAGAUUGAGGAUCACGUCAUCCACCUCCUCUUCAGCGCAAACCGAUGGGAAGCCUUGAACACCAUCCAGCAAGCGCUGGCAGCGGGCACCAGCGUCAUCUGCGACCGUUACUACCACAGCGGAAUCGUCUACAGCGCCGCCAAGCAGAACCCGCUGCUGUCUCUCUCGUGGGCAAAGGCGCCCGAGAUCGGCCUGCCGCGGCCAGACAUGGUGCUGUUCUUCGACCUCGAUGAGCAGGUCGCCCGUGAGCGCGGUGGCUGGGGCGGCGAAAUAUACGAGAAGGGCGAAAUGCAACACCGCGUUCGCGAGCUGUUCUGGGGGCUCAGUAUGGGCGAUUUGGGUAAUGCCGACAAGGGUAAGGACAAAGUCGGCGACGGUCAAAACGACGUCAGCGAUGACCAGGCCGAAUUCAGGCAAGAGGAGGAGGAUAUCCAAAUUGUGGAUGCCAACAUGGGCGUCGAGGAGCUGGCCGAAAAGGUGUGGGAGGUCGUUUGGCCUAGGCUUGAAGUAGUGGGCAGAGGUGAGCUUGGGCACGAUGUCAGGGUUGUCAAGUAAUGGUCCUCAGCAGUGACACCGGCGAUACAUACUUCUAGUCACAGUGACGUCCAUACCAAUAGCCAUGCCUGCGGGAUUGAAAGGUCCCAUUAUCGACUAAGUGACACUGGCAAUUGAGUGUACUGUACACUCUACGAGUUGAGUGGGCGGUUUGCGGUUUGCCUCGGCAUCCAUGGAAGUAGGCAUGUACGUUGGGCAUAUGGAGCUUGGUAUUUCGAUGGGAAAAUAGUGUCGUACACAAAUUGUGAACAAUGAAGAGUCA